Molecule: messenger RNA, 417 nt
Organism: Knipowitschia caucasica
Lineage: Eukaryota; Metazoa; Chordata; Actinopteri; Gobiiformes; Gobiidae
Source: the annotation of a GenBank genome assembly
AUGUUGUGUGUGGUUCUCAUGUUGUGUGUGGUUCUCAUGUUGUGUGUGGUUGUUGGGUUUGUGUGUAACGGGUCCUCUGGUCUGCAGUGUGUGGCAUCCUACGCUGUGAGCGCCACCUACUCAGCCUCAUUAUUGACUCUGCAGUGUUUCAAAAGACACCAGCUGGUGUGGCGCCAUCGCACACUCUCAGGGAAAGAAAGAUCAUGUGCUCUGGAGCACAACGAGCUGAAGAAGAUGUUCGUCGCACUGGACGGUCAGCUCCUGUGUUUGGUCUGCUGCCUGGAGAAACACAAGACCAUGAGACUGUGUCCUCAGCCUCGAGAGGGCCCAGAGGCAGGCACAAGCUGGGGCCAGAGACACCUGCUCCUCCAGGCGUCCAGCACAGAGACACAGAGCUGUGCUCACUCCAACAGCUAG